AUGCAGCAAGCCACGAUCUUCACCUCCCUCUUCCAUACCCUUCUCGUCUUGGCCGUCUUGUCCGUCUCAGCCAUGGCCGCCGCCACCGCCGCCACCAAGCCCACGAUCGUCAUCGUCCCGGGCGCUUGGCAGCUCCCAAAUGCUUGGGACGAGUUCCGGUCCGUGCUCGCCCGGGCCGGCCACCAGGCGCACCACGUCGCCCUGCCGAGCGUGGGCGGCACCGAGGAGCCCCUGACGGGCCUCCCCGAGGAUGUCGCCGCCGUCCGGCAUGUUGUCGGCGGGCUUGCCGACCAGGGCGACGAGAUUGUCCUGCUGUGCCACUCGUCCGGCGGCGUCGUCGGCAGCAACGCCGUCGAGGGCUAUGAUGUUGCCGCCCGCCAGGCCGCCGGCAAGGUUGGUGGUGUCGUUCGCAUCGUCUACCUCUCCGCCUUCAUGCUCCCCAAGGGCAAGAGCUUGCUGGAGAUGUUGGGCGGCACUCCCCUGCCGUGGAUGAUUGUUGACGGCGACCGCGUCACUGGCGACCCCGCGCAGAUGCCCGAGAUCGGCUUCAACGACAUGCCGGCUGAGGAGGCGGCGUACUGGGCCAAGCAAACGACCUGGACCUCGGCUGCUCUGUUCUCUGCCGCGUCUCAGUUCGAGCCCUGGAGCAACGGGAUUCCGGGCGCCUACAUCUUCCAGACGAUCGACAAGGCCCUUCCGUACAAUCUUCAGCAGGACAUGGCCCGGCAGCUCGGACCGGAUCCGCGCACAGCCACCAUGGAGACCGGCCACUGUGGCUUCCUCAGCAAGCCCGAUAUGAUGCUGGCUGCUCUGAAGCAGGUCAUUGGAGGAAACUGA
Molecule: messenger RNA, 837 nt
Organism: Chaetomium fimeti
Lineage: Eukaryota; Fungi; Ascomycota; Sordariomycetes; Sordariales; Chaetomiaceae
Product: Alpha/beta hydrolase fold-1
Exons: 2
Coding region: 1-837 (278 amino acids)
Source: RefSeq, a predicted model, not a curated record